AUGGCUCGAGACCUGGAUUUCCCCGUCAUCAUUAUUGGAGGUGGAGGAUGUGGUUUGUCCAUGUCGUUGUUCCUCUCUGACUAUGGAGUCGAUCACAUUUUGUUCGACCGCAAGAGCGUGGCCUCAGCUCUUCCAAAGGCACACUACCUCAAUCAGAGGACUAUGGAGACGUUUAGGCUGCAUGACAUGCACAGAGAAAUCCAGAAAAAGAGCUGUCCUCCCAGUCGAAUGAGUCAGGUUGCAUGGGCCACUUCACUCGGGGGCAAUGGGCACCUGGACAGAAAAGUCAUUCACCAAUUCCCAUGCUUUGGUGGCGAUGAUGGCGGUUUCAAGUCACAGGCAUACAAAAGAGACGGCCCAGAAGGAUCGGCCAAUCUUCCGCUUUGCAGAAUGGAACCUAUCUUACGGCGAAUGGCGGAAGAAAGGAAUCCUGGACGCAUCUGUUUCGGGUGUACAGUCGUCGAUUUUCAAGAUACUGGUGAGCGCGUCGAGGUUACUGUCCAAGACACAGCGGGAACCCUCUCAACUUAUCGAACGCAAUAUCUCAUUGGUGCAGACGGUGGACGCACCGUUGGGCAUAAGAUCGGUGUCACGAUGGAAGGUCGUACUGGAAUCACACAUAUGGCCUCUGUGCACUUCGAAGCAGACCUCUCCCAGUACUGGGACGAAACAUUUUUCGCCUGCCAUUUCAUAAACGGCGAAUGCGGAACAAUCUUUGAGAGCGGAGCCGUAGUCCCCAUGGGUCCGACCUGGGGCAGUCAACCUGAAGAAUGGGUCAUGCAUUUUGGUUUCGCAUUGGACGACGAAUCCAGGCACCAAGAGGACAAACUGAUACCUCGAAUCCGCGAUCUCCUCAAGAUUCCAGAUCUAGAGAUUAAAGUUCACAGAAUAAGUCAUUGGAUUAUCGAAAAGGUGGUGGCGGACAAGUACCGCGUUGGCAACGUUUUCAUUGCUGGUGAUGCUGCUCACCGACGUCCUCCAACCAUCGGGCUGGGCCUGAGUACGGCGAUAGAAGACGCAUUCAAUCUAUCUUGGAAGUUGGCAAUGGUCCUUAAGCACAACGUCGACACCAAGACCCUGGAUACUUAUGGGCUGGAACGACGACCAGUAGGCAAAAGAAACGCCGACUGGGGUCUGUUCACCUUCGAGAACUCCGCUGUAAUUUAUGCCGCUAUUGGCAUAGUUGCCGGACAUAAGGAGAACAACAAGUCCAGAUUCGAGGCAAUGUUUGAAGACUCUUUGACAGGGCGUAGUAUCCAAGCACAGGUCAAGAAGAUGAUUGAAUCGCAAAGCAUCGAAUUUGAGCACAUGGGAUCGAGCUUGGAUCCUCUCGGCCAGAAAAUCUUCCCGAUAACUCGACCCAGGCACCGUCUCCCUCAUGCGUGGUUGGUUUCGGACGGCCGAGUCAUCUCGACGCACGAUCUGGUAGGACCUAAAGGGUCAGUUUUGCUUCUGACUGAUGAAAAUGGGCUGGGAUGGGCGGCAGCUGCAAAGCGGCUGGUUCUUCGGUACAAGAUUCCUAUCCAGACCGCUCGAACUGGUGGAUCUCUGAGGGGCAUAACAGACCAGUGGAAGAGCGUUAAGCAACUCGAGGAUGGCGGUGAAAUUUUGGUGCGACCCGAUAAUUUCAUUGCUUGGAGAUCACGUGGCUCGUCGAAGGCGAAUGGUCAAGAGCUGGAGGCCUCGUUUGCUGCGCUGUUGGGGCUUUCGCAGCCAAUUUUUGAACCAAGACAGCUGCCAGUUGAUUGA
This is a messenger RNA of Cladophialophora bantiana CBS 173.52, 1749 nucleotides long. RefSeq lists its product as uncharacterized. Gene Ontology annotation, molecular function: FAD binding. NCBI's taxonomy places the organism in Eukaryota, Fungi, Ascomycota, Eurotiomycetes, Chaetothyriales, Herpotrichiellaceae. The coding region runs from base 1 to 1749 and encodes 582 amino acids. The record is from RefSeq and is a predicted model, not a curated record. The transcript is spliced from 2 exons.